Messenger RNA from Rhodofomes roseus, 1795 nucleotides. RefSeq names its product ARM repeat-containing protein. Gene Ontology annotation, molecular function: mRNA 3'-UTR binding. Gene Ontology annotation, cellular component: cytoplasm. Bases 69 to 1316 code for a protein of 415 amino acids. Lineage: Eukaryota; Fungi; Basidiomycota; Agaricomycetes; Polyporales; Fomitopsidaceae. Gene Ontology annotation, biological process: nuclear-transcribed mRNA catabolic process, deadenylation-dependent decay. The transcript has 7 exons. The record is from RefSeq and is a predicted model, not a curated record.
UCUUGGUCGGUUCUGCUCACCUCUCCCCCCAACAGUACACCCCACAACAGCUCGCUCCGCAUGGUCUAAUGUACGCCAAUGUACGCUCGACGCCCUCGCCGCAUCCCCAAGCGUAUCACACACCUGGGGAAUAUGGUUCCCAGCCUUCGGUUAUGGUCCCCGCUGGGACAGUGUACGGCCCCCCUGGCAUGGGUCAUCAUCCACAGAUGCACCAGUUCCAUCACGGUGGCCGAGGUGGCCGACGGGGUCAUGUCGCACCAGACCACCGCGUUGCCAUCCGUAGCCCGCUUUUGGAUGAGUUCCGAGCGAACAAGAGUCGCAAGUGGGAGCUCAAGGACAUUUACGGCUACAUCGUUGAGUUCAGUGGCGAUCAGCACGGAUCACGGUUCAUCCAGCAGAAGGUUGAAACAGCGAGCGGCGAAGAGAAACAAAGAAUCUUCGACGAGAUUGUGCCGCUACAUGCGUUGCAGCUUAUUCAAGACGUCUUCGGCAACUAUGUCGUUCAGAAGCUGUUUGAGCAUGGUACACAGACUCAGCGGACACUGUUGGCGAAGACCAUGGAGGGCCACGUCCUGCCUCUGUCGUUACAGAUGUACGGCUGUCGUGUUGUCCAGAAGGCAGUGGAGUAUGUUACGCCGGACCAGCAGAGUACCUUCGUGCAGGAACUCGAGGGUCAGGUUUUGCGCUGUGUGAGGGACGCCAACGGUAACCAUGUCAUCCAAAAGCUGAUCGAGCUUGUGUCUCCUGAGCGCCUGACCUUCGUCAGCGCGUUUAGAGGCUUCGUGUAUGAGCUCGCGACCCAUCCGUACGGCUGCCGCGUUCUUCAGAGAUGCUUCGAGCACCUUCAGGAUGACCAUAUUCGCCCGUUGAUGGACGAACUGCAUAAGCACGUCACGCAGCUGAUGCAGGAUCAGUUCGGGAACUACGUCGUUCAAUUUGUGCUUGAGCACGGGAAGCCGCAGGAUCGCGCGGUCGUGGUUUCCAAGCUUCGGGGACAGAUGCUACAUAUGGCUCGGCACAAGUUCGCCUCCAACGUGUGCGAGAAGGUUCUUGUCACAGCGGACUCUGAGAGCCGGAGGCUGUUGAUCGACGAGCUGAUGGCACCGCGUCCGGAUGGACUGAGUCCUGUACUGGCGAUGAUGAAAGACCAGUAUGCCAAUUAUGUCCUCCAGCGAGCUCUGACUGUCGUCGAAGGCGAACAAAAGGAGGCCCUGAUUGCCAAUAUCAGGCCACAGCUCAUGAACAUGAGGAGAUAUUCGAGCACCUUCAGUAAGCAUCUAACGUCUAGUGAGUUCGGAGUACUCACCACUGAAUGACCUUGUGCUUACUUGCAACUAGUCGAGCGCCUCCUUGAGAAGUGUGCUUCUGACAAUGUAGGAGACAGUACACCGAAGGAAGAGUCUUUCAAAGACGCUCAAGCCACCGCGAUACCUUCAUCCAGCAAGUAAUUAUCGUACAUGGGACUAUAGUCACUGGAUCGGAAGCCGUCACAUAUUCUGGUAUAAUCGCUUGCAUGAUUGAUACCCUACAUAUCCUUUUAGCACUCUCUCUCGUACUGCUCCAGACGCCGACAUAAUCGCAUCCUCUCUUUCAUCCGUGCAUAUUUAGACUGACAUAGCUCUACAUCGCUCCUCGCCGUUGCUAUAUCGUAUAUCGCGCAUCUUUUAGUACCUACUCCCGCAGACUAGUAUUUCUCUCGUCUUCGGACACAUUCGUUACCCGGGUGCUACAUACUAUGUAUAUUCGCGCAGUUGUUCUCUGCUAAUGGUGGAAUAAAGCAAAUUAUAAUACCGCA